AUGAAAUAUAUCCUCGAUAAUUAUGGAAUUUUUAAUCCCAGAGAUUUUCAACGUCCAUUUACCUUUGGCACUCCAAAUAUGAAACCAGAAUUAGUUGAAUAUGUUAUUAAAACCUAUAAAGUUGACCUUAAAGGUGAAAAUGGCUUUCAUAUAAUGAGGUUUGCAUUUAAUCAGGGAUAUAUAGAUUUAAUUAAAUAUCUUCUUGAUCAAGGUGUUAUGUUACAAACAAAAGAUAGAAUAAUGAAAUCUAAAGCGACUACCAUGAUGAAUGAUAAGGAGGAGGAAGAAGAGGAAUAUAAAGUACGUUUAUCAGUUAACGUUUUUGAAAAUGUUAUGGAUGAAGUAACACAUACCAACAUCGAAGCUUAUAAACUUAUCUUAGAAAACGGAGGAAGAGCAAAUGCCAAAGGACAAGGAGUAAGAAAUUCUCUUCUUGAUUAUCAUUCAAUGAAAGGAAAUUUCGAAGUUGUAAAAAUCCUUGUUGAGCAUGGUGCAUGCAUAUCAAAAAAUACGCUUUUUCAAUGCAGAGAUUAUAGAAUACUUUGUUUUUUGAUUGAUCAUGCAAAACAAAAGAUAUUGGGAAAAAAUCUUGAAUCCUUAAUUAAUAACGACACACGUCUAUCCGGCUUUCUUUAUUAUUUCAGAAAUCAUUCAAUUAAGAAUAUCUCGUUAAAUAGAAUGCUUUCUUGUUUGUCAAGAGCAUUAGAGGUUCGAAAUGAAGGCGCUUGCAUUUACAUUUUGAAUAAUGUCACUAUUACUGGUAUAGAAGAUCAAGAAUGUUUCCCUAAGAAAAUUGAUUCAUGGCUCCUUGAUGCAAUCGAAAUGAAUUCUGCAGAAUGUGUGAAAUUGCUUUUAGAUGUUUUGGAAAAGAGUCAAUUGACUGAAAGUUAUUUCGAUACUAUCCAAGAUUAUAAAUUUGAAUUGGAUUCAGCUGCUGACCAAGAUUAUUACCUACAUGCUGCUAAAUUGAAUAAUCAAGAAAUUGUGAAAAUCCUUAUUGAACAUAAAGUUCCAAUUAAUCACAACUUCCAUAAUUGCCUCAAUAAUGCAUUGUUUUGGGCAGCUGUUCGAGGGAAUUUUGAAAUUAUUAAUUUACUACUAGAAUAUGGUUAUGAAAAGCUGGAUCUUCAAGAGGAAGAUAUCUCAUUAUUUCAUAUCUCCCCAGACUUUGUUAAUUUAAUCAGUAAAUAA
Trichomonas vaginalis G3 is the source of this 1191-nucleotide messenger RNA. RefSeq lists its product as uncharacterized. The record is from RefSeq and is a predicted model, not a curated record. The coding region runs from base 1 to 1191 and encodes 396 amino acids. NCBI's taxonomy places the organism in Eukaryota, Parabasalia, Trichomonadida, Trichomonadidae. Gene Ontology annotation, molecular function: protein binding. The transcript has a single exon.